Molecule: messenger RNA, 2118 nt
Organism: Zophobas morio
Lineage: Eukaryota; Metazoa; Arthropoda; Insecta; Coleoptera; Tenebrionidae
Product: nose resistant to fluoxetine protein 6-like
Exons: 9
Coding region: 30-1997 (655 amino acids)
Molecular function (GO): acyltransferase activity, transferring groups other than amino-acyl groups
Source: RefSeq, a predicted model, not a curated record
CUAUCCAGUGUCUACAGUACUUCACAAUCAUGUCUUCAAACGUGGUAGUUCUUUCCCUUUUGCUUUGCUUCUCUUCAGCUUUUUGUAAUACUGAACUAAACUAUGACACAGUUUACCACGAAUAUGUCAACGAAGUCAUCCAGUUUGAAGCAAUUAAAGAAAAAAUUCAAAGAAGUCUUUUAGACAUAGACGAAGGUACAUGGGUGGCUUUACAAAUGCUUGAUGCUUCUACAAAAAUUCCUUCUGGACUUCUUCAAGGAAACGUUUUUGAUUUAGGAAAUUUCGAUGAGUGCUAUGCUAUUAAAUAUGAAGAUAUAUAUGGCAAAUACUGUUUGGGUACUUUACAGAUGACCUUACCGACACAAAAGUAUUUUGACGUUUUCAAAUUUAAUAACACACAAAGACGACCUAAAUUUAAUAUACAUCCUCAGCCCAGGCUUGCAGACCUUAGUGAAGAGUAUAUAGGGUACCAUUUUGCUGCGUGUGUACCUAGCAACUGGUCAGCUUCAGAUAUUCCAGGUUUGUUAACAUACACCGAAGACAUGUGUUAUUCUAAGGCAACCGAACCAGAAUUGUCACCAGGAGCAAUAGGAACCAUUGUAGUUUUGUCUUUAUUUCUGGCUGCAAUAGUAGCAUCAACGGCUUUUGACAUAUUUCUACAUUACACUAACAAAGAACCUCCACAUGAGUUGUUCAUAUCGUUUUCGGUCUUAACCAAUGGUCGUAAAAUUUUCAAAUCAACUACCAAUCCUGAUCAGUUGUUGUGUUUAAAUGGUAUAAAAGCUAUUAGCAUGAUGUGGGUCAUUAUUGGGCACGAAUAUUCAAAUGCACUGGAUGCACCUCUAUCAAAUGUUCUUGAUGUUGUGGAGUGGCAACAAAAUUCUGCCAACAUGUUUAUAAUGGGUGCUACGGUAUCAGUGGAUACAUUUUUCGUAGUAGGUGGUCUCGUAACAGUUUACACGUUUCUAAAAUCCAUGGAUAAAGGGGUCAAAUUCAACAUAAUACUUUACUACAUUCAUCGUUAUCUUAGAUUAACACCUGCACUAGUUAUUAUGAGUUUGAUUCAUCUAUAUCUAUUGAAUCAAUUUGCUAAUGGACCUUUAUGGAACGUCGUGGAUGUAAUAUUAGUGGAAACGUGCGAAGAGGGUUGGUGGAGCACUCUCCUCUACAUCACCAAUUACGUACAACGUGGAAUAUGUGUACCACAGGCAUGGUAUCUUUCCGUGGACAUGCAACUUUACGUUCUUUCCCCCAUUAUUCUUAUUCCUUUGUGGCGAUGGCCGAAAAUAGGUCUUGGUGCUCUGGGACUUCUAGCUGUUGCUGGAUGUGUAGUACCGUUUGCAAUAGGAUAUUCCGAAAAUUUGGGAACCAUGAUGACUGGUGAUACGACGAAGUACAUGAACGAUUAUUACAUUCAGACCUAUACCAGAUUUGGUCCUUACGUGAUAGGAAUGAUUUUGGGUUAUGUUUUGUACAAGAUCAAAAAGUCUGAAAGGAAAGUGCGAUUGUCACGGUUGACGACAUGUAUCCUAUGGUUAUUUUUUUUGACCGGUCUUACUGCUUGUGUGUACGCCGGUUUUCCAUUGGACGUAGCUAAGGAAGAAGAUAGAUGGGGCAAUUCUAUGUUUUUAGCAUUUAAUAGACCAGCUUGGGCUGUUGCUCUAUCAGGAGUCAUUUUCCUCUGUGUUGCUGGUUACGGUGGACCGAUAGAUAAAUUUCUGUCAUUACCAAUUUUCCAGUUUUUGACCAAACUAUCUUAUUCUAUGUACUUAGUUCAUUACGCUGUUAUCACAGUUAGAUAUUCAGCAAUGAGGAAUCUUUGGAAAUUUUCUGAUAUCGCUGUCAUGCAUGCUUUCUGGGGAGAUUUUAUUUUUACACUAUUUUUAUCCUUAAUUUUGUCCCUGUCUUUCGAAUCUCCAAUUAUCAUCUUGGAGAAGUACAUAUUUGGACGUGGUACAGCUACUCAGGUACAACAAAAGAAGAAACCAGAAGUCUAGUACUCUCGUUAUUAGUUGGAAUAUUUAUUUAUUUAUUUUUGUAUAUAGAAUUUUCUAAUUAAAACUGUUAUACUAUUACUAAUAAUAAGGACCGAAUCCAAUAAAAUGUAGCAAUUUUUUA